AGUCGGCAUUCCGAAAUCGGACUGUUUCGUUCAGUGAUUCAAUCAGGGCCCGUCUAUUCCCAAUUAAACUUGCGUUGAUUGUAAAAAUAAAAUAAAAUGAAACCGAAUGCGAAUUUUUUCCGGAUUGUUCUCGUCACGUUGACUCUCGUUUACACCACGGCGAUUACGGAUGCUGCUUACGAAUAUUACGAUGGUUCCACUACGGCCGAGAUAACGACCAAAAUGAAUUGGAUGGAGGCCGAAAUCCAAAAAGCUAUGGCCUCCGGCUGUUCCAUCCAGAUGAACAGUUUGUCCACUUACAUCCAGACGCUCUGGUGGCCGCACAUCCAGUACCUGAUGGCGAGAAUUCCGCCCCAAGAGCAACUACAAGUCCAGCAGCAAUACGCUCGUCUCCAGUACAUGCUCGGGAUGAGGAAAUGUCCGUCGACUCAAGAAACUUUCUACCAAGGAGAGUGCCAUGAAAUCGGAGUCCCUGGUAAUCCCUGUCCAAGAAAUCAGCAACUCUACGACAGACCGGACAACAAUGGCUACUGCUACUGCCAACGGGGUCUGAGCGAUUUCGUUUACAUGGACGGCCAAUGUUACCAGCAAAACGAGCAGGGACCUUGUGACGACGACCAGUGGCUAGUGGUGAGGGAAGAUCGAACUCCCGCCUGCCAACAAGUACCUAGAGGAUGCCCAGCUGACGGCCAACACGUCUACUGGAGUUGCGGAGUUAAUACCGAAUGCCAGCGUCAAACACGGAGGAAUUCGAUGGGCAUGUGCAGCCGACUGGGCAGCCAACAACCUUCUUGCGGCGUCGGAGCCAAACUCUAUCGUACUGGAACCAAUUAUUACUGCGGAAGACCGAGAGUGACGGUCGACGACUGGGAGGAGCCCAACGUGAUUUUACCACCGCCCAGUUCAACGUGCAGCAACACAAGGGUAUAUUAUGUUGGAAAUGCUAGAAACCGACAGUGUCCUAUGGGCUAUAAUCGAGACUUGACUGGAAGGUGUAGGAAAAUUAUUGCAGCUCGAUAUUGAUUGGCAAAACAUUUUUAAUAUUUAGUCAAAUUGGUAGCAAAUUUGUCACAAAAGUCACUGAAAAAUGUCAAUCACACAUUCUGGCCAUUGUGGAUAAUAUCAGUAAAAUAAACUCUUGUUACCCGUAGGAAAGGAAAGAUUGAAAAAAAGAGGAGACCAGACUUUCCUUUCCUCCCUAUUCUUCCCUCGGGCACGAUUAACCCGAAAAGCCUAAAUUCAUGUACUGUGGGGCGAGCCAAAUAAAAAUCUUCCUAACUCCGCAUUUCAUUGGGCACGCAAUGCAUUGUCCAUUGGGGUCCGCUAGAUGACUCUUUCAUCAUUGAGUAAGUAAGUCCAAAAAUCGUCUGCUACGUGUAAUCGAAAGUUAACUUUCUGCCAAGUUGAAAACAAUAAGUCAUGUUCCGAACUUCCGAUGAAAAAUAGUUUUAGUUUCAUUUCUAGGUAAGGGAGAACUUACUACUUACUAGUUCAUUUAACAUACAUCCGUUACUCCUAUUAAACAAUGGUCUCCACUUGCAUUAAUAUCUACAAUAGAAUCGGUUAAGUACAGUGCAAAUUCCUUUGAAUUUCAUAGAAACGAAUGAAAUUAUUCCCACGUUUGUUCUUUAGCUAUAUGCAACUUUCUUUUCCAGCUGACUAUUUUAGUUUCUUUCUUCAUUUUAAUGACACUUCAAUUUCAGACAAUGCCCCUUCAAAGAAAAUAAUUUCCAGCCAGCCUUUGUUUUAAACUUUCGUUCCAAUUUUAAACAGAAAGUGUUUCUAAAACGUUUCCUUGUCAGCAAUUUGCAACUUUGGGUCCAUUCACUUGUGAACGCAUCCUUGAUUAGUCGAAACUGGUCAUAUUCCGUCCAAAUCUUAGUCGCUUUGUUGCUCAUUGCUCUUCUAGAAUUUCCCAACAAUCGACAAUGUUGUUGUAACAUUGUCUUCAACUGUUAUUUACUACUAGAUAUUGUCGCCAUCGGAUUGGCACGUAAAGAAAAGAUAUACAGAAUUUACUGCUCGAUCUCGAUGUUUUCACAAAUAUGAGCAUGAUUUUUAACUAACGGCUGUAAGAUGCUGAUGAAUUCAUUUGAAAAUUUUAAUUUGGUUUAAUUUGAAUGUUUGAUUAGAUAUAGUCGUCACUUCCUGUGAGAUUGGAGCAUCCCGGAGAAUCGGGACACCAACGGACAUCAUGAGCGAUCAUGAGAAUGAACUUUUGAAGACGAAUCAGCUGAUGGAGUUCCUUCCAAACAUUAAUAA
Daphnia pulicaria is the source of this 2262-nucleotide messenger RNA. RefSeq lists its product as uncharacterized. NCBI's taxonomy places the organism in Eukaryota, Metazoa, Arthropoda, Branchiopoda, Diplostraca, Daphniidae. The record is from RefSeq and is a predicted model, not a curated record. Bases 97 to 1023 code for a protein of 308 amino acids. The transcript is spliced from 4 exons.